AUGUAUAGUAGUUUUCAACUACAAGUGGAUGUAACAGGUUGUAACGGUACUAAUACCACAAAGUUACUUAUACCAAAAAAUUUACCACCAGAACUGAAUAAUGUUUUAACUUUCGAAGAAUAUUUGUUUAUUGUAAAAAAAUUUAAAAUAAUAAUAGUUAUAGCUUUAGCUUUACCUAAGGUUUUGAAAAAACAAUUAGAAAUUGGACUUUUUGUAUUCAUUAUUUUAUGUAGUUUAGCUGUUUUAGCUUUUAUUGUAAUUUUUACUUUCUUUUUACUUUCUCGUCUCUUAAUAAAAAAUACAAUCAAAAAAUUAAAUUUACUAUAUACUGGCAGGGAUUUUUACCUUUCAAGUGAAAAAAUCGAAAGAUUAACUAGAAUUAAUAUAAACUAUCGCAAUGUCCAAAAUUUAACUACACAUCAAUCACAAAAGGAACCACAACCAUCAAGUAUUGGAAUUGAAUUUCAUUCUUUUUCCAAUUUGUAUCCACCAGAAACUAGUUUAGAUCAUCAAACUUCCCCAUCAGAAAUGGAAACCCCAGACUACAAUAAUAUAUAUUAUAAUACAAGAUACGAAGAUGCGUGUGAUAACAUUCCAUAUGAUGCUUUUGAUGAUGAUAUAAAAAAAUAA
Dictyostelium purpureum is the source of this 630-nucleotide messenger RNA. RefSeq lists its product as uncharacterized. The transcript is spliced from 3 exons. Bases 1 to 630 code for a protein of 209 amino acids. Lineage: Eukaryota; Evosea; Eumycetozoa; Dictyosteliales; Dictyosteliaceae. The record is from RefSeq and is a predicted model, not a curated record.